CCUCAAGAUUGUUGAAGUGGUUUGACGCCUCCGCAAGGAACAAGCAUACAAGACUCCAGCAAUGCCUGUGCAAGGGAUCCGCACGGUCACGGCCGCCAGAAACGGCGUCGGUGCCUUUAUCCUCCAAUGCAAGCGGUUGGAUUUCCACUACUGUGACUGGGCUGGUAGCUCGCGGGGAAUGGUGGCGUACCUGAAACACCACCUUCCUGCCUUCGCGAAAGCAAACCCUCAGAUCGAGAUUCGGGUCUCGCCGCGGCCGCACAAGCACCCCGUCAUCAAGGGACACUAUAUCAAUGGACGGGAGAAGGCGGUUUGUGUCAGGAACCUUGAGCCUGAGCAAAUAUUCAAGAAGGCCGUCUUGUUGAAGGAGGCCAGCGGAGAGAAGCUGAAGCGCACCAAGAAGCCUGUGACGAGUCUCAACGAGAGUGUCAGAGGCAUCUGGUCCCCGUACCACGGAGGCCUCAAGUCGGUGUAAAGCAGGGGUUUGGUGCGAUCAUACGGUGGUGUUAUUUUCUGGUCAGAACAUUUCCUAUUCGAUGUAUUAUGGGCUACUUCAUCUCUUUGUGUACUUCUUUUGCGAACCCGACUCUGUCUUUGGUUAAAUUAUAUGUAUCAUAUGUACAGAAUGUCUUCAUUUGAUAUCCCAUGAUGUGGAGCGCCAUCGUCUGCUGGCAAACAGUUUUCAUUAUUCACAUGGGCCGCCGAAAGCAUUGCACCUUAUACCCAAAACACUCUAUGCUAUAACAUAUAGAAAUAAACCCCGGCCAAAAAUCC
Messenger RNA from Aspergillus sclerotioniger CBS 115572, 774 nucleotides. Its product is annotated as mitochondrial 54S ribosomal protein mL43. Lineage: Eukaryota; Fungi; Ascomycota; Eurotiomycetes; Eurotiales; Aspergillaceae. Gene Ontology annotation, biological process: mitochondrial translation. The record is from RefSeq and is a predicted model, not a curated record. The transcript is spliced from 3 exons. Bases 62 to 475 code for a protein of 137 amino acids. Gene Ontology annotation, cellular component: mitochondrial large ribosomal subunit. Gene Ontology annotation, molecular function: structural constituent of ribosome.